This is a messenger RNA of Corticium candelabrum, 804 nucleotides long. Its product is annotated as peptidyl-prolyl cis-trans isomerase B-like. The coding region runs from base 9 to 662 and encodes 217 amino acids. The transcript has 5 exons. Lineage: Eukaryota; Metazoa; Porifera; Homoscleromorpha; Homosclerophorida; Plakinidae. Gene Ontology annotation, biological process: protein peptidyl-prolyl isomerization; protein folding. The record is from RefSeq and is a predicted model, not a curated record. Gene Ontology annotation, molecular function: peptidyl-prolyl cis-trans isomerase activity.
UGUGUCAUAUGGCCACGUGGCCGAAGAGCACAAUGGCGAAAUUAACAACAUUGAUCGUGCUCUGCAUCAUCGCCUUCCUCUACUUCACAUCCAAAACGACCGAAGCAUCCAAAGGACCAAAAGUGACCAAAAAGGUCUUUUUCGAUAUUUCUAUUGGCGGGGAGCCGGUAGGUAAGGUCGUUAUCGGUCUAUUUGGGAAGACAGUCCCAAAGACGGCUGAAAACUUUGCUGCACUCGCAAGCGGAGAGAAGGGGUUUGGCUACAAGGGAAGCGCUUUUCAUCGCGUAAUUAAAGGAUUCAUGAUUCAAGGUGGAGACUUUACUAAAGGCGACGGAACUGGAGGUAAGAGUAUUUAUGGUGAUAAAUUCGCUGACGAGAACUUCAAAUUGGAGCACUAUGGAGCCGGUUGGGUGAGCAUGGCCAAUGCUGGAAAAGAUACAAAUGGUUCUCAGUUCUUUAUCACAACUGAAAAGACGACAUGGCUAAAUGGUAGACACGUUGUGUUUGGCAAAGUUCUUGAAGGAAUGAAAUUUGUACGUCAAGUCGAAAAUACGAAGACUGACGGACGUGAUAAGCCAGUGCAAGAAUGUAAGAUUGUUGAUAGUGGAGUGAUUGAAGUGGAGGAACCUUUCUCUGUGACUAAAGAGCCGUCUGAGGAAUAGAGAAACCGUCGCUCUUUAAGACACAAUUGUCUCAACGUGUUAGUGCAUGCGUGUGUGUUGGCAUUUGGUUGUGUUGUUUAGUGUGAACAUUCUGAUUGUGGAACAGAGAUGAGCAGUGUGAAUGAAAUUAUGUUCAAGUGUA